Molecule: messenger RNA, 2295 nt
Organism: Dalotia coriaria
Lineage: Eukaryota; Metazoa; Arthropoda; Insecta; Coleoptera; Staphylinidae
Exons: 3
Coding region: 976-2091 (371 amino acids)
Source: RefSeq, a predicted model, not a curated record
GGCCAUAACUGAGUGAAGAAACGCGCGUGCGAUUAAUUGAUGACUGUGUAUUGUCAAUAUUUAUUCUCUUCACGCGGUGCACUAAUGAUUCACAACGAAUGUUCAAAAUUGCUCACAGUGAUUGAGUCAAACAGCGGGGCAUUUGACACGACCCGAUGAGCUGCUCAAAUCAUGAAAACCGCAUCGUUUAGAAUUGGUAAUUAUUCGUGUGAGAUUGCAAGUCGUUUUUUCUUCUUCUCUCAAUUAACAUAGGCGGUAGUGCUGUGGAUGUUGAUGAUGGAGAGUUGUAAGGUCAUGGCUCAACUGGUUUGGAUUGCAAAUGAUGUUUACCUUGCAUAUUUUACAUGUCAAUAGGUGAAAUCAUCAGGAAAUAACAUCCACUUAAACUUUAUGUUUGUUUGGUUGCAUAAAUACACCUAACCUUAACAUUAUCCCGUAAGUAGCUACUAGUAUAACCUAACCUAAACAAAUAUGGCCGUAAAUUUGUGAAAUCGCAUUUCAUAACAUUUUCACACUUUCAGUAUUGUUAUGAUUUUCGUUCAUAAACACGUUUUAUUCAUCAUAUAAUUCCGUUGUCUACCGAUUAUCGCAAGCCGUUUAUCGGAGUACAACAAUGACACAAUGACAAUUACUGUACGCGCUACUAUCGUGGAAAGUACUUUCACCCCUUUGUCUUGCCGAACCAUUAACCACAGCGACGCAGUCUUCUUCGAAGACCAUUUGCGCCUUCAACACGGGUUACUUCACUUCGUGUCGCGAUGCACAAAACAAUUCGUAAUUCGCGCUGCAUGCGCGCACAGAGAAAACUCGCACAAAAUUGAAUAGAAGACAAGCUUCUUCUAAUUAUGUCGUGCAGAAAUGCAUAAACACAAUGACUCUAUGAAAAUAUACCUCGAAGACUCCAAAGUUAUAAAUAACUGUGCAAAGCAUGAAACUCUUCAGUUGCAAGACACCUUUUGAUUACACUACAACAAAAUGUCUAUAUCACUGCUGCUAUUACUGAUAGUGAUGAGUGUCUUGGGAGAAGAAACUACAACAACUCAAAUAACCACGACUACAACACAAGUUACCACCGUUCCAGAGGAUCAUGAUCCCGAGUUGCAAACAGAAGAAACUCGUGUUCUCAAAAAACCGGAAAACUCUACUUUGCCUGUGAACCAUUCGGAAACAUUACGUGCAAUGCCCACGGAACAGACCAAGACACAAUCCCAACAAGUAGUGAAGAUCUCCCCGGAAUCUGUCCUGAAUAUCACCGCUGUUACCGAUGUAGGAAAACUCAAAGACUUCCGUCCCAGCCCGCAAUUAGAGACAAUCUACGAGUACAAUCGUUUUCCAGUCGUGCCAGCUCAUCCGGAAGCCAAGACCUUUGGGACAUCGAUUAAAAUACCUAUACACUCCACAUUGUCCCACGUAUUGGACAAUGAAGAGGAAGAACCCGAAAAGGAUGUGUGGACAUCAAAGGUUCGCUUUCCUCACACGCAUCCAGUCACGGUGAAUGAUCACCCGUAUCCGUACUUGAAAGACGGCAUCGAUAAAGGUUCCGCGACUGCUUACGGAGGUUACGGGCAUUCAGGUCAAGGGCAUCAGAAAGAUUUGGGACUUGUGAAACGUCCGAUCAUGCAUAAACAUUCCUAUGGUGGUGAGGGUGGCUGGGAUAAAACUUUGAAGAGGAAACCACCGAGUAAAACUUAUCAUGAAGAUGGCGGGUAUCAUACUGAUUUGUCAUCAUCUCCAUGGAAGAAAAUCAUCAAGAUUUUGACAGCGUUCAUUCCAAUUGGGUUAUUGUUGAGUGCCUUGACACCUAGUAUCAUUACAAUUGGGCCUAUGAAUGGGACUGCUGCCAGGGCUAGGUCAGGAGAGAAGGCUAAAAACAGUCUGUUGUCACAACUUGCCCUUGAUGGUUGUGAUGAGAGGAUAUUCUGUGAACUAAUGUUAAACGCUGAGGAAUCCGGGAAUAAUGACAAAAACAUCGAAACAAUGCUACAGAACUAUCUAGAAAGUCACGGAGACACGACACGUUUGCAACUCAUUUACAAAGCAAUCAAGAGUGGCAAUUGCAGUUCGCUGCGUUGUAACUCAAUAAAAGAAUAGAUAUAAUUACCUACGGCUUUAUUCUGAAUGUUUUAUUUCUCUUGGUGUCUAUAUACGUUGCAAGCUUCUUCAGUAGCAGUUGCGUGCGGUCUGCGAGGAAAGUGUCGACCUGGCCCAUAAUGCUAAUCAGUUGAAUCAUGCGCUCAAUGUUGAUCUGCACGACGUUUUCCAAUUCGCUCUCCUUCGCGGUGAUUUGCUCCCUGA